This is a messenger RNA of Rubroshorea leprosula, 1802 nucleotides long. NCBI's taxonomy places the organism in Eukaryota, Viridiplantae, Streptophyta, Magnoliopsida, Malvales, Dipterocarpaceae. The record is from the annotation of a GenBank genome assembly.
GACGCACCAUCCUCACUGUCCACUCUUGACUUCUCAAAAGUUCGCUCCUUUGUCUCCCUCGCCCAUGAAUUCCUUGCUCAAAAUUCGAAGGCCUUUUUGCUCCUUCGUCGUCACUGUCUCUCUGCGGCGCUUCUCCUCAACACUCAACCCUCAUGUUUUUGAGGAGAAAAGGGAGGCUUCUAGUUUCAUACACCCAACUGCAGUUAUUCAUCAAAAUGCCGUGAUUGGUCAGGGCGUCUCAGUAGGUUCUUUUUGCACCAUUGGUUCCUCUGCAAAAUUAGGAAAUGGAUGCCAGAUGUAUCCUGCAAGCCACAUCUUUGGUAAUACAGAAUUGGGGGAUCACUGUGUCUUGAUGACGGGUGCUGUGGUUGGUGAUGAUCUUCCUGGGGGUAUUGUCAUAGGUUGUAAUAACAUUAUUGGACAUCAUGCCGUGGUUGGUGUUAAAUGUCAAGACAUGAAAUACAAGUCAGGGGAUGAAUGUUUCCUUGAUAUUGGGGACAACAAUGAGAUCAGAGAACACACUUCUAUCCACCGAUCUUCAAAGUCAAGUGAUAGAACGGUCAUUGGUGAUAAUAACCUUAUCAUGGGAUCUUGUCAUAUUGCUCAUGACUGCAAAAUUGGCAACAAUAACAUAUUUGCUAAUAAUACUCUUCUGGCAGGACAUGUGAUGGUGGAAGAUUAUGUGCACACUGCUGGAGCUAUUGUUGUUCAUCAAUUUUGUCAUGUUGGCUCAUUUUCUUUUAUUGGUGGCGGUGCUGUGGUUUCACAAGAUGUCCCUAAAUACAUGAUGGUGUCUGGAGAAAGAGCUGAGCUUCGUGGUUUGAAUUUGGAAGGUCUUCGUCGUCGUGGAUUUACAGUCACUGAGAUAAGGAGUCUGAGAACAGCUUACCAAAAGAUUUUCAUGCGUGUAAGUGCUAAUCCUAUGGGUUUUGAAGACCGUCUUGAUAAAGUGGAGCAAGAUGAAGAGUUGGGCCUUGUUCCUGCUGUAAGUUCAAUGAUACAGUCUAUUCGUGGUUCUUUUGCUGAAAACCGUCGUGGAAUCUGCAAGUUCAGGCAAUGGACAGGCUCUUAAUAGCAUGCUGCUAUUCUAAUUAAGAACCAUUACAUCAAGGCAGCCAAGAUUAACCUGCAGCAUGAGUACAAUUCUGAGCAGCUUUUGCAAGAGUUCAAUCUGUAGCUUUACAUACACAUUCACCUUUAGGCAGAUAUUAAUUCCACAAGAAUCAGGGAUACCAAUUUUUGGUCUGUUGGCUAACGCCUACUUCUCCACCAGAUUCCAGAAUUCCAUCUUCUCUGCAUUCUUCUGUUGUUUGUUAUAUGGCUAAAAUUUCCAAAUUUAUGUUUUGACACUUGUGGUCGGUGGUCUCUCUAAGUAGCCUUAAUUCCAAUGUCUCAAACAGAGAAAAACUAUGGAUUUGCUAUUUCUCCUUUCAACUCUAGAAAAUUGUUAUUCUUUAUUUCUUUGAUACCACUUGCUAGAGAACUAAGGAAAACCUGUUAUUAUUCGAGUAGAUUAAACCGUUGACUGCAUGGUUCAUCUGAGGAAGAUGGAUGAACUCACUCUUCACUGGCUGCAGGAGCCUGACUUAUCUGUCUUCAACACAUUCCUGUUCCAAAAAAGGUUAAAAUGCACAGGCAGUUUAUGUGAGAGUGAGAUCUGAGCAGAUGUCAUGAACUUAAAAGAGGCAUUUUGAGUGCCUUUUCCUUUGCAAUUAGUGGUUUAACUCCUCUAUGAAUGUGACUUGUGCGGUGAUCUUUUGUUUGCAAAUACUAUAAACAACCAAUAAUUUUGUUUUCUUAUU